Molecule: messenger RNA, 880 nt
Organism: Candidula unifasciata
Lineage: Eukaryota; Metazoa; Mollusca; Gastropoda; Stylommatophora; Geomitridae
Source: the annotation of a GenBank genome assembly
GCGUCAUAUUAAAGAAAACAGGAAACGCCGUUUAGCUGAGCUGCGUGAAAAAGGAGAAGACCUAGGCCCAACCAGAAAAAGUUUAAAAUCAAACACGAUGAAAGGCUCAUCAUGCAAAAUUAGAGUUGUGUUAGAUCUUUCCUUGGAUGAGUAUAUGGCUGAAAAGGAUGUGAAUUCUCUGUCAAGUCAGCUACAGCACAGUUACUCAGCAAACCGAAGAGCCCAAAAUCCAUUACAGCUUUACCUGUGUAGCCUGGGUGGAAAAACUAAACAAAGACUUGAUGAAAUAGGAGACUACAGAGGCUGGGACGUUUAUCUGGAGACUCAAAGCUAUGAGCAGCUGUUUCCAAAAGAGAAUCUGGUCUACUUGACCAGUGAGUCACCAAAUAUUCUCACAUCUCUGUCAGAGGACAAGGUGUAUAUCAUUGGAGGUUUGGUGGAUCACAACAAACAUAAGGGAUUGUGUCACAAAAUAGCAGAAGAGAGAGGUAUUGCUCAUGCUCAGUUGCCCAUUGCUGAAUAUCUGGACAUGAAAACUCGCAAAGUCCUAGCUGUCAACCAUGUGUUUUCAAUAUUGCUGAGGUACACAGAAACCCAUGACUGGAAAACUGCCUUUAUGGCAGAAAUGCCACAGAGAAAACAAGCUCACCUCAAGGAAGAGAAUGUAGAAGCUGAUUCAGGUCACCCCGAUAAAGCAGACAGAGAUAUCAGCAGAGUUUCUGACAGCAGUGCAGUUCCAGAAGGCAGCAGUGAGAGCUGCAUGAACGAACCAGAUAGUGCUAAAGUUAAUGGAACUCAUGAUGAGAAAUUGCAUUCUUGUUCAAGUGAAGAAAAUACAUCACAGCAGAUAUCAUUAGUUAGGUGCACAGUGAAGUUAUGA